Messenger RNA from Dermacentor silvarum, 2632 nucleotides. RefSeq lists its product as uncharacterized. Bases 198 to 2525 code for a protein of 775 amino acids. Lineage: Eukaryota; Metazoa; Arthropoda; Arachnida; Ixodida; Ixodidae. The transcript is spliced from 9 exons. The record is from RefSeq and is a predicted model, not a curated record.
AAGCCAAUACAAUCCAAGACUAUCUGGCAUUCUCUUAGACAGAUGGGGGGUGUACGCUUAUUUUAAUCUUCAAUAGCGCUGCGACUGUGGCCAGGUGCUUCCUCGUCCGGCCGCAUCGCCUAGCUACGCAGGCUGCGGCGCGGAUUCUCGACACGGCGUUUCAAGAAUCCCGCUCUCAUCCCCCUCAAUAGGAAGGGAUGGAACGAUCCCCCGCUUGGAACGCCGUAAUGGACGACGUUUUUCUCGUAGAGCUCCAGAACGCAGGGGUAGAGGAUGUAUCCGCAGUCGCCAGAGCACUAGUGGACUUCGGAACAGAGCCCCGCGGGUCGAGCCUCCAGUUACCUCUUCACUGUACCGACAGCCCGACCAGGACCUGCCGCCUUCUCAAGCAGCUGCCAAAACUAAAUGAUCUGCUAUACUACAUAGGGGCUGAAGUGAGUGAAACCAGGCCUGGCGGAAUAGCUGUGCGCUGCUACACAAGCAUCAGCUUCAGCAACUACAUCAGGAGAGACCAGCGCAUGGUGGAAGCGAUCAUAUGCUUCCAAUGCAUCGUCGCUAGGCACCGCUGCGUCGACGUACUUGAGUUAAGACUUCAGCCACGGGAACAACGUGACCUCGAUACACUGAUGUGCAAAACCACGAAGUGGGUUACUUUGCUGAGCGGCUUUCACCUGAGUGAUUCAGUUUUAAAUAAUGCAGCCAUCACUACUGAGACCUUUGCAGCGGUCACUCGUCUGCUGCGGUCUCAGCUCGCCGAGCUAUCUCUAGAGGACGUGCGGCUGUCCGAACUUUCCAAGCAAGCUCGUGCUUCGCUGGAUGCUUUCAUGACGGCGGUUUCCGAGACACGCGAUCUCAAGCGGCUCAAGGUCGUCAAUGUGGCCUUGCGAAAAGAGGCUUCAGUCAACGAGUUUGACUUCGUUACAAGGCUGCUACAGGCCCUGGCAAACAACACCAGCAUCUGUCGCCUAACCUUGGAUUCCUCCUUUCCUGCUCACCGGCACGGUUCAAGCUUCAAGCGAAUGCUUGCCAGACCUUGGGCUCCUCCCUACCUGGCUGUGGUUUGCCCUUACCACAGUUACCGCUCCAAGUCAAACUUGGUGUUCGAUGCCCUCGUUUCCAACGAAACAGUGACCAAGCUCACCGUUGAGAGCUUCAAAUUAGGUAUCAUGGAUUCCAAGUCACUCUCGAAGUUCCUUGCCUCCAACAACACCAUGGAAGAGAUGACACUCAUUAGUACUGAGUGGGACGUAAGGACAGAGAGAAGUAAGGAGAGGAUCAGAUGGCAUGCUGAACAUUUGGCGGAUGGCCUGAGGAAGGCAACAUCACUCCAGCGCCUCGCUCUGACAUGCGACUUUUCUUCUGCUGAGAUUCGUUGGAUCAUCAAAGCCGCUCAUGAAUCUGAGUCUCUGAAAGAGGUGCACUUUUGGGAGAUCCGUGAGGGAGACCUUGAGCCAAUAUCUGCUGUGCGUCAGGAGAUGGCCGACAAGUGGAAGAUCACAAUUGGACGAUUUUGCGUUAGCAUGUACUCCGAUUCCGCUAAACAGAUUGCCGGCUUCCACGAGGCUCUCCCAAACCCUGAAAAGUGUGAUCCUCUGAAUCUGAUGUUUGCGCCGCCGGGACACUCGUGCGACACUCUCCGUGUCCCCUGUGGAGACCAUCUGACGUCUUUGCUCUUGACCGGUGGCUACUUCAUGAAAGUGCCCCCGGAGAUCGCCCGAGGAUUGGGCCUUUACCUGGCACUGACACGCAGUCUACGGCAGUUGAGCAUGGAAUUUGAAACGUCGCACGACUCGGCGCGGUACAUCAUAGAAGGCAUCGCCAAGAAUAAGACCAUCGAGUGGCUGCACAUUGAAAGAUUCUCUGUGAAGAAUGAUGACUGGGAAACCUUGGGCCGUUGGCUGAUCGACAAUCGGCACUUGCACAGCCUGGACAUAUCGCUUCCUUAUAGAGACAAUGAUGCACUAGCCAAACCCUUGGCAGCAUCAUUAGAGAGUAACUACACCAUCACGGCAGCCAAAAUCUUUGACUUCGAUCUUAAAAAGCCAACCUGGAUGCACAUUAAGAACAUGGUUCGGCGCAACUGCGGAUUGGUGCGGUGCGCAGCUGCAUUCGUCCUGGGAGUGUCGCAUAAACGUGCCGCUGUCGCCUACGAACUGGUCUCCUGGCACCCGCAGCUUCCCAUGGCUGUCCAGGACAUGGGAUUGCUGAGCAAAGACGAGGCCAUGACGAGGAUUGAGCAAAGCCCUCUAAGGCUUCGUGAUGAGUUCUGGAAGCUGUCUGGCAUUGUCAAAGAACACCUCAUCUGCAAUAAGCCACCAGCUGGAGCAAACGGGCAGCAGAAUGUCUACCAGCUCGACAAGCUUGGCGUCUACAUGUUGGACCACAUACGCUCCUACCUCAAGGUCGGUGACAUUCUGGACGACGAAGAGGACGAUCCGUGGAGCGAAAGUGCACAAGCUGCCACACAGCGUUGCAGUAAGCGAAAGCGGUCGGACAGCCCCACCUUGAUGCAGCAAGUGCAGUGACCUCAAGAAGAACUGCGACCAAUAGUGCGGCUCGCCUUUUUAUCAGCUGACAACUGUUCCCUCAAAGGCAACUGAAACCUGACAUUGGUCAAUAAAGCUGUUUUCAA